Molecule: messenger RNA, 1395 nt
Organism: Nannospalax galili (Upper Galilee mountains blind mole rat)
Lineage: Eukaryota; Metazoa; Chordata; Mammalia; Rodentia; Spalacidae
Product: olfactory receptor 4Q3-like
Biological process (GO): G protein-coupled receptor signaling pathway
Cellular component (GO): membrane
Molecular function (GO): olfactory receptor activity
Source: RefSeq, a predicted model, not a curated record
AUGGUUCUCCCAGGUUACCAUCAGAUCUGCCAUGAAAGCUUGCUUACCACUUCCAAGUGUUCUGGGGAAAGUGAAAUGUUGAGCACACCAGAAUUUAUUUCUCUGAACUGUAACUCAGUACUUGUGGCCACUGCCAUCUGCGGCUGCCUCUCCACUCUGCAGUGCUGGGUGCUGUCUCCAGGCGCCACCUGCGAGCACACAGGCACUGCCUCCUGGGCACCACCUCCGAUCACAGAGGAGCCACCUGCAAUUGCACAGGGGGCGCCUUCUGGGUCUCUUGGUAUUCCUGACUUGGAGAAGAAAAAUGAAACCCACUCUGAGUUGUCAGAAUUCGUGCUUCUGGGCUUGUCAUCCACCUGGGAGCUACAGCUAGUCCUCUUCUUAACAUUUCUGUUUGUUCAUGUUAUUAUUGUCCUGGGAAACCUCUUGACUGUGAAAACGGUGUGGGCUGAUGUUCAUCUGCUCUAGUCUCCCAUGUACUACUUCCUAAGCUACCUCUCUUUAAUUGACCUUUGCCUGAGCUGUGUUGCUAUACCCAAGAUGCUAGGAGAUUUCCUACAGCAGGAAAAGACCAUAUCUUUUUCAGGAUGCCUGGCUCAGAUCUAUUUCCUCCACUUUCUGGGAGCCAGUGAGAUGUUUCUCCUGGCCGUCACGGCCUAUGAUGAUAGGCAUGUUGCCAUAUGCAAUCCUUUGCACUACUUGACAGUCAUGAACCACCGUCUGUGUCUGCAGUUGGUGUUUGCUUGCUGUGGUGAUUUCAUCCACUCAAUCACCCAGGUCAUACUGGUGAUCCAGGUGCCUUUCUGUGGCCCCAAAGAACUGGACAACUUCUAUUGUGAUGUUCCCCAGGUCAUCAAGUUGGGCUGCAUGGACAGUUACAUGGUUGAGGUGCUGAUGGUCUCCAAUAGUGGGUUGUUGUCUCUGCUCUGCUUUUUGGUCCUGCUCUUCUCCUAUGCACUCAUCCUGAUCAUCGUGAGGACUCGCCUCCACUGGGGCCAGAGCAAGGCACUGUCCACCUGUGCCUCCCAUCUGACAGUGGUCAGCUUGAUCUUUGUGCCCUGUAUGUUCAUCUACUUGAGGACAUUCUGAAGCUCCUCUGUAGAUAAGGUGUUCUCUGUGUUUUACACAGUGAUCACAUCUAUGCUGAAGCCCAUCUACAUACUCAGAAAUGCAGAUACAAAGAGAGCUAUGAAAAAGAAGAGAAGGAAGCAGGUGAUACCCCACAGCCUUGUUAGCAGCAAAUCUUCAUACAUUGAAUUCCUUUUAAUGCUUAACUCUGUUCAAGUGAAAGAAGACCUUACACUUUCUUUUGUGUUGGCCCCUCCUAAUGGCUCCCAGUGUGUGGAAGAGCCUUCUAAUGAUGCUUCAACGCAGUCUCUUUUUGAAGCAGUGUAG